Nannochloropsis gaditana CCMP526 is the source of this 291-nucleotide messenger RNA. Its product is annotated as cysteine protease family. Gene Ontology annotation, molecular function: protein-phosphatidylethanolamide deconjugating activity. The annotation marks the transcript as partial. The transcript has 3 exons. The record is from RefSeq and is a predicted model, not a curated record.
AGGCAUGUCUUUGGGAGCAACUGGCGCGCACCACGGGACUUGGACGACCUGAAAUCCAAUCCUUUGUACUGUCAGCUCUUGGACUCCUUCGUCGACGCACCAGGGCCCAACCACGUCUUCUCGGUCCACAACAUGGUGCAGAUUGGCAUGUCCUACGAUAAGCUCCCUGGGGAGUGGUACGGCCCCACCACUGUCGCCUACAUCCUCCGGGACCUCGCCCUCCUCCACCGCCGACAGCAGCAAGACGUGGAGGAGGAAGCGCACGCCUUGCAACCCGUCGGGGGAGAAUAG